GUCGUUCUCCUCUUCUUCGCCCUACGAUAAGAGGAUCAAGACCCAACUGGUGGCUGAUGUGUUCACCUUGCUUGGUAUACCACCCUACAGCCACGACGCCGUCGAAAAUGCAUGCAAGGAGGAGCAAGCGAAACGUUUGCAAGGCCAGUCAAAAUCAUUGUCCAUCACGCGGUCGCACACAGUCUCAACGAUUAAAUCGGCAUCCCUGAAGAGUUUGGGGGAGGCUGAGCGGCGACUGAUUCUCGAGUCUCACGAGGAAAACAUGCGAAGUGGGCACCUGACUCGAAUCUAUCCUCGUCAGGCUUCCGGCGCAUAUUCUCAGUUCUUCGCGUCUCAGAGGUACACAAACCUCGUCUUGGAGCGAUGGAUUCAGUUGGGUGGAGAGCGCCUGGGGUGA
This is a messenger RNA of Symbiodinium necroappetens, 397 nucleotides long. The record is from the annotation of a GenBank genome assembly. NCBI's taxonomy places the organism in Eukaryota, Dinophyceae, Suessiales, Symbiodiniaceae.